AUGGCGACUUCCUCGAACGGCGCUGCCAAGUCGGACGAUGGGGUCAAAUUCACCAUCACAGUCCAGUGCAGUGUGGGGGGCGAGAAGCGAGCUGUGUCAUAUACCGUUUUCAAGCGGACCCUCAUGAGCCAGGUGUUUGACAGCAGCGUACAGUUUUUCAAGCUGGACCCCGCACAGGUGAUCCUGGUCGUCAAAAACAAAGUGGCCCUCACGCAUAAAUGUGUUGAGGACUACCGGCUGGCAGACAAAAGCAUGCUGGACUUGAUUCACCUGAAAGAGGCCCCGACAAUUGAGUUGACGUUGAAAGACCAGGCUGGUAACAGCAAAUCGAUCACGGCAUCCACCUACCACCCUCUCUCAGACGUCGUUAAGGCGUUCUGCAAGCAGCUAGGCGAGGAAACCGGAUUCGCUGACCUCUAUCACGGAGGCAUAGCUCUCGACCUGGACGCCUCACCCGCAAGCAUCGGCCUGAAGACCGGCGAGCAGCUCUUCUGUUACUGCUACAAAGCCGCCUGCAAGCAGCAUUGGGCGGCGGCUGGCAAGCCAGACCAGGCCAAGAGCCUGCGCUUCAUUAAAUUUUACUUUUCGGACUGGAAAUAUGGCUACAAGACGUUUCCGAUCUUCCGCCACGACAUCAGCACCCCCAUGGAAGUCCUAAUUAAGACAUUCUGUGCCUGGCGGGGCCUCGAUUACGAGCAGACGGGCUUUUUAUAUUCGUACACGUACAAGCAAGUCCAGCAGGGCGAUACCGCCACAAGCAAGGCGCUGGCGGAUGGUGACACAAUUCUGGCGUACAGCCGGCAGGAGCUCCAGGGCCGGCUGUGGGACGCCAUUUUGGCGGGAUCCUGCGCCCAGGUUCUGGAUCUGUUGGACCAGGGCGCGGAGCUGUCCACCAGCAUAGGGCCCGAGGAGUGGGGCAAGCACCCCCUCCAUGCGGCCGUGGCCAACGGCCAUGUCGAGCUGGCAGCCUCCCACAGGCAGUACAUCAACAGCAGCAGCAGCAGCAACAGCGUUGGCAAGAGCAGCAAGGAGGAAAGGGAGCUGUGGGGUCGCCUGGGCUGCACCAGCAGCAAGCGCGGUCAGGAGGGCCAGGAGGGGCAGGAGGGCCAGGAGGGGCAGCGCGCGGUGGUUCUUCUGGUGGCAGUAGUGGGCCUUGCGGUAUCAGCGGAUCAGCUCAAGAACCGGGACUUGGGUCUCCUCCCUCCGCGGCUGGAUUACGCGAGCGACCCGCCGUUAUGGCACGCGGUGGAGAACAACCUGGUGGGCCUUGUGGAGUUGCUGCUGGCUGCGGGGGCCACUGCGGCAGAUCUGCCGCCCAAGGAGGGCAGCAGGGCCAAGGACCAGGCAGGGACGGGGUACUCGGCCUGCCCCCACGCGGCUCGCAAGGGCCACGCGGAGACGCUGCGGGUGCUGCUCGCGGCGGGCGCCAACCCCUGGCUGCCUGACGCGGACGGCUACACAGCCUACGACUACGCGCUCGAUCAUGCGAAGCCGCCGGCGGUGGUGGCGGCGCUGCUGGAAGGCGAUCCGCGGUUUGGGGAGAUGCAGCGUGGGUUUCAGUCCGCCUACCAGCGCAUGUGUCAGAUGCUGAAGCGCACUCAGCGCUACCCGGCCCUGGGUUGCCCCUGUCGGAGCUGCAACAGCUUGUUGGAGAUACGGGCGCCGGAGACGGAGGCCAGCAGACUGGUUCGCGAGCAGAUUGGCUGCGUGGCGCUGGUUCGCGCGGUGCAGGCUGGUGGGGCCCACUGCAUCGAGGUGAUGGAGCUGCUGCUCAAACACGGGGCGCUGCUGGACGGGCAGGACUACGACGGCCGUACGGCGCUCCAUCAGGCCAUUCGCUACAACCGCCUGGCGGAGGCUGCUUGGCUGGGCUCCAAGGGCGCCCACCUGGACGUACCCGACUUCGAGGGGCUGCUGCCGCUGCACCAGGCCGGCUGCUCGGGCUUCCUGGAAGUCACGCGGCUGCUAGUCAACGCGGGCGCGCCACUCAACCUGCACACCAUCAAGUACGUCUCCCAGGAGGCGCUAGAUGCGCAGGCCAAGAAGCAGGCGGAAGGGCACCUGGGGUCCAAGAAGGCCAAGCGCAAACAGCAGCAGCUUGAUGUCUCCGGGCUGACGACUAUUGGCGGGAACUCGCCGCUGGCCCUGGCGAUCCGGCACGGCCACGGCGCGAUAGUGGAGUACUUGCUGUCGCAGAACGCCGUGUUUGAUCUGAAGAACGCGGCGGAUGGCUCGGCGUUCCAUGCGGCCUUGGACAAGGGAAGCGCCGCGAUUGCUGGACUGUUGCUGCAGCAUAUCAACAAGAAGGCUGGGGCGGGCAGUGGUGGGGGUGGAGGCGGAGGAGGAGGGGGGGGAGGGGGUUGUGGGAACGGCAGCGGCGGGUCUUCUCGGAGCCCGACCGGAGGGAAAGGGGGAGGGGGGGGAGGGGGAUCGGCACGGGAGCGAGAGCGGGAGAAGGAAGGGAGGCUUAGCAAGAAGGAGGCGAGGCGGGGUGAGGCGGCGGGACGGCAGCCUGCAUCAGAUCGGGACAAAGGGGAGGCCGGUGGCGGGAGAGAGGCAGCGGCGGCGGCGGGGGCGGGGGCGACGGGUACUGGCGGCGGCAGCGGCAGCAGCGCAGGCGGGAGUGAAGGGGGAGGGGAGGGCGGUGGCGGGACGGGAGGGACGGCGCCGGCGGAGCCGCUGGUUGCGGUCGACGCCGGCGCGGGGCUGCGGGAGAUGGUGUCACGGGAAAGGGAGCGGGCCCGUCAGCAGAAGGGGCUCAGCACGAGCUCCACCUGCUCGGUAAGCGGCGGCAGUAGCAGCUGCUCCUCGGCGGCGGCAGUAGCAGCCCCCGUCGAGCCGAAGCCGGUGCUGCCAAUUUUUGCGCGUAGUGGCGGGAGCUCGGCGGCAGCGGCAGUAGCACAGCGGCCGCCGCCGCCGUCGGCGGCCGUGCGGCCACCUGUCACCACAGGUUCCGCCAGCGGCGGUGGCGGCGGUGGCGGCAGCGGCGGCAGCUCAACAGCUAGCUGCAGCAGUAACAGCAGCAGCACUGGCACGACCCUUGAGGAGAAGCGUUCCGCGGGCAGCAGCAGCUUGGGCAACUGCAGUACCAGUGCCACCACCACCUUCGAUGUGGGCCUGUCGGGACCGUCAUCUAGCUCUAGCGGCGGUGAAUCGACUGCCUCCUCGUCUACAUCCUCGCCGCAGGUGCCCGGUGGGGAUGAGGUUCCGGCUGUCAAACCUGCCACACAGCCGCUGCAGCAGGACGAGCAGAUACCACCGAUGUCGCUACCGUCGCCGCCGCCGCCGCAGCAGCAACAACAAUCACAGCAGCAGCAGGGUGACCGGCCCGUGGGUUCGUUGGUGUCGGCAGCAGCAGCAGCAGCAGCAGGGCCGAAGGACGGCGUUCCGAAGGAUGAUGAGGUCAGGGUCAGCGAGCAGGGCCACGGAUCGCCUGCGAUGCCGAGUACGGAAGGGGCGAAAGAGGAGAGCGCUACCGCUGCAGCUGCGGCACUAUUGCAGCAGCCACAGCAGCCGCAGCAGCCGUCUGGAAGCGGCAUCAGAUCAGCAGCAGCAGUGAAAGGGGUUGCGGAACCUCCGUCGCCGCUGCCGGUAGCGACAUCGCGACCGCCACCGUCGCCGCUGCCGUCGAUCCUAACACAAUCGGUGGGAGCCGCCGCGCCGGGCGUCACAGCACCACUCGCGCCAUCGUCGGCGGCGACAACGCUGACUGCCUCUGGUGGGGCUGCUUCUGGCUCCCUCGACUUAGCGCUGGGAAAGGAGGAUCCGCACAAGCAGGUGGCGGCCACACCGACGCCGCCGCCGCCGCCAUCAUCGCCAAUGCCAGCACGGCCAGCCGCGAUGGCGGCCAACGCUCAGCCACCCCCCUCGCCCUCGCCCACCACCACCACCACCACUUUCAUCACCACCACCACCACCACCAACAACAACAACAACAGGCCCCCGGUGCGCUCCGUAGGCGCGGUGAGCGCUGCCGACAGUUCCAGUACUCAGAGGCCUGUGAAUGGUACGACGGGCAUUGUUGUUACGAGCGCUUCAUCUGGCGUCGCGCCUAGCGGCGGUGGCGCAGCUGCGUCCGUGAUGAUCAGCCCCAUCAAGGUGAAGUUCCGGGCAAGACCUGUGGAACCCUUGGCAGCGGCAGCGACCGUGGCGCAGCCAACGGCCGUCGUGGCGCCGGCGGCAGCAGCGCAGCCGGCGUCAUCCAAUUCUGCUGAGGCGCCGGCGACGGCCAUGCCAACGGCGGCGGCACCGGCGGCUCCACCGCCACCGCCGCCACCUCCACCGCCGGGCCCCGCCACUGCACCUGCUGAGCCCGCCGUCAUCACCUUUACUAAGACGCGGCGUGGCAAGGUGAUCACGGUCUCGGCAUCCGUGGUGUCGAGCAGUAGCACUAGCGGCGGCAGUAGCCGCUGCCGUGGCGCCGAUCAGCAGCAGCAGCAUUCCGGUGGGUCCCGGCAGCAGCAGCAGCAUGGCGGCGCGGAGUGUUCGGGCCCGGCUUACUUGACGAUUCCGGCGAGCUUGUUACCGGGCCGUACGCACGCUGGCGGCCACACGUCGUCACCUGCGCCCACAACCAGCGGCGGCACCGGAAGCGGGACGGCAGCGGCAGCGACGGCGGCAGGGCGAGCUGGUGCUGGCUCGGCGGCGGCAGCUGCGGGUUUCACCAGCGGGCUGCGGCCGGCAGCGCUGAGUUUUAGCCCUCGCGGCUUGAGCUCCGCCCAAACGCAACCGCAGACAGCAGCAGCUCCGCUGCCUGACUUGCCACAGUUGCUAGGAUCGGGAGUUCGUCCGCCGCCACCGCCGCCAGGUUUCGCACCGCGGCCGCCAAGCGGCAAGCCUUCCCCAGCUUCGACAGUACUAACAUCAGCGGUGGCGGCAACGGUGCCACAGCCGCAGCCGGCGGCAGGCCUGUCAGGCCUUAUGCACGCGGCCUCGGCGGCGGCGGCCACGGCGUCUGCGGGAUCUAGCAGGCCCGGUACCGCCGGUGCGCUGGUGGCGCCGCCGCAGCCGCCGCCGCCGAUGGUCGCCGCCGCCGUCGCUGACCUGGCCACCCCAGAGAUGGAGGACCUGGUGUUGUCGGUGGUGGACCAAGGCCUCGAGGAAAGCGUGGGCGUGGGGGCGUUAGGCGACCGGCUCAUGCUGGGGGGUAGUGAGCGGGUGAACCAGGUCACUGCUCUGAGGAUUGGCGGUACAGGCGCCGCCGGGCAGUUGCACGCGGCUGGCAGCGGCAGCGUCGCCGCCGCCGCGGUGGCCGCUGAAGGCAUCUGGCCGCAGUCCAAUGAGAUGGCGGCAGCAGCGAUGCUGCCGCCAGGCGGCAUGCCGGUCGACGUUCAGCAGCUGACGGCGCGGACAGGUGGGCCCGGGCUGAUGGACUCUUCGGCAGCGGCGGCAGCGGCGGCGGGGUCCCUCCGCAGGAGCCUGGGCGCUGCGCCGGCGGGCCCUAUGGGCUCGGUACCGACCGGCGCAAUUCAUGCCGCAGCGGCGGCGCCGCCCGGAGCCAUCGUCUCGGGCGGUGGGCCCGUUGUCACAGCGCCGUUCCUAGGCACCGGCGUGGCCACUGCAAUGGCUCGUGCCCCGUCAGGUGAACUGGUGGCGGCGCUGGGAAGCCUGAUGGAGCGCAGCAGCUCGCUAGCGGCAACUGCAGGUGCCGCCGGUGACGGUAGCGGCGCUGGCGAGGUCGCAUUGGCAGCCGCGGGGUCGGUCCUAGACGAAGCCAAGGACGCAAGCGGCUGUGUCGCCGCAGCUGCGGCUGCUGCCGCCGGUGGCCUCCUCAGUCGUACGGCGUCUCAUCAGACGUUGUCACGUUACGAUUCAGGCAUGCUCGGGCAGCCAGGUCAUGGUCCCUCCCUGGCGCUGUUCGCCGGAGAUGUGUGGGCUGCUGACGGAGGCGUGGCGGCGAAGGGCGGCCCUGCCGGCGGUGCCGCCGGCGCGGUCGGCGGCAUGGAUGGCGGCGGCAGCGGCGGACCAGACUGGCGCGGGUUGGGUCACGCGGGGACCGACCCCUGGGCCGCCAUGGCGGAGGCACAGCAGCUUCAGCUCUCGCAGGCGAUUGAGGCCCUGGGAAACGGACCCGUCGGCACUGCCGUGGGGGGGUCAAUUUUCAUGCCACCGUGUGGCCCACCGGCGGGGCCGCUGGCGUUUGCGACCGCCGCCGUUGCCGUAGUUGAUGCACCUCAUCAGCCGCUACCGGCGGUGGUGGCGGCGAAGGCGAAGCGGGAGCCACUUCCUGAAUUCCCGGCGUCUCUCUUUGAUGACGACGUUGAUGAGCGGAACCAUCAACGGAUGCUCCAGAACCACCAUAUUGCUAAUAGUCGGGAGCCUGAUGGAGAUGGCCCUGGUAGCGCCGCGGGCGCAGGGCCUGGUGGCGGCGGCGGCGGCGGCGGCGGCAACUCAGCCCCCGGCGGUAUGGUCCCGCUGGUCAGUGGUCCUCUUCCUCCUCCUGCUGCUGCUGCUGCUGCUGCUGCUGCUGCGGGUUCGAUGGGCGGGGUGACGGCAGGGCGUCCGGGCAAUGGCGGUGGCGUUGCAGGUGUUGACGGGACGCCGCCGACGCCGACGCAGCCGACACCAGGCCUUAGUGGCGCGCGGCCGAUGAUGUACGGGGCCGCUGGUCCAGGCGCCAUCACCCCGAUGGGUGCUGGCGUCAUGGGCAUUGGUCAGGUGGGAAUGCCGCCGCAGGUGCCGUACGGCCAUGGUCAGGGAGUGAUGUACUCACCUGGCAUGGGGCCUCAUGCUGCCGCCGCCGCCGCCUUCGGCGCCAGCCACGCUGGCUAUCCCGGCGCUGGAGCAGGUCCGUACGGCGACUGGUACGGCACUGCCCCGGCGGGUCCGUACGGCGGUUUCAGGCCGCCGAUGAUGGUACCUCCCGGCGGCGGCAUGUACAGCAAUCCCGCGCAGGCAGCGGCCAUGCCUGGCGCCCGCGGUGCCGGUAUGAUGCCUCCAGGGAUGGCGGGGCCGCCGCACGGUCCCCAGGCGUCUCCGGCGCCGGGCUCCUUCAGCGGGCCCCCGCACGCUCACUCGCACUCCCACUCCCACUCGCACUCAUCACUUGGUACACAGCCAGCACAGCAGCAAGCCGUUGCGGCCUCGGCAGCGCCGAUUGCGAGCUGGUUCACAGGGCCUGCCGGCAAGGCGGCGGCAAUUGCGCCGCGUGGCGGCGGUGCUGGCGGCGCGAGCUCAGCAGCAGUAGCAGACGCGGCGGCGGCGGCCGGCAGUACUGGAUCAGCUGGUGGCGGUGGUAGUGGUGGUGGCAGUGGUGGUGGUGGUGGUCCCAGCGGAACGGGGUUCAGCGGGAGCGGGAGCGCAAGUAGCGGCGCAAGCAGCGGCGCCGGCAGCGGUGGUGGUGGCGGUGGUGGUCGCCCCGGUGGCCACGGUCGUGGCGGCAAGGGCCGCAGUUCUGCUGUACUACCGGGGCUGUGA
Messenger RNA from Volvox carteri f. nagariensis, 7416 nucleotides. RefSeq lists its product as uncharacterized. NCBI's taxonomy places the organism in Eukaryota, Viridiplantae, Chlorophyta, Chlorophyceae, Chlamydomonadales, Volvocaceae. Bases 1 to 7416 code for a protein of 2471 amino acids. Gene Ontology annotation, cellular component: cytoplasm; nucleus. The transcript is spliced from 13 exons. Gene Ontology annotation, molecular function: protein binding. The record is from RefSeq and is a predicted model, not a curated record.